This is a messenger RNA of Lotus japonicus, 1174 nucleotides long. Its product is annotated as pyrroline-5-carboxylate reductase. The record is from RefSeq and is a predicted model, not a curated record. Gene Ontology annotation, molecular function: pyrroline-5-carboxylate reductase activity. The transcript has 6 exons. Lineage: Eukaryota; Viridiplantae; Streptophyta; Magnoliopsida; Fabales; Fabaceae. The coding region runs from base 1 to 900 and encodes 299 amino acids. Gene Ontology annotation, biological process: L-proline biosynthetic process.
AUGGAAAUCGUUCCGAUCCCCGCCGAUUCCUACACACUCGGCUUCAUCGGCGCUGGAAAAAUGGCCGAAAGCAUUGCCAAAGGCGCCGUCCGCUCCGGCGUACUGCCACCGUCUCGUAUCCGCACCGCUCACUCCAACCCAGCUCGCCGCGCCGCCUUCGAAGCCAUCGGCGUCACCGUCCUCGCCUCAAACGACGACGUUGUUCGGGAAAGCAACGUCGUCAUUUUCUCCGUGAAGCCUCAAGUAGGUAUUGCCACACGAUCUCAAUGUCGAUUUCGGCUUGCUCUAGAUUCGUUUUUCAUUGAAGAGUUUGUGUUUGUUGCAGUGAAAGAUGCGGUGUUGAAGUUGAAGCCGCUCUUGACGAAGAACAAGCUUUUGGUCUCUGUUGCUGCUGGAGUCAAGUUGAAAGAUCUUCAGGAAUGGGCUGGUCACAACAGAUUUAUAAGGGUGAUGCCUAAUACACCUGCUGCUGUUGGCGAGGCAGCGUCAGUUAUGAGCUUGGGGGCAGCUGCUACAGAAGAAGAUGGAAAUCUUAUAAACAAAUUAUUUGGCUCAAUCGGGAAAAUAUGGAAAGCUGAUGAAAAGUAUUUUGAUGCAAUAACUGGCCUGAGUGGCAGUGGUCCUGCUUAUGUUUAUUUAGCAGUAGAGGCUUUGGCUGAUGGAGGAGUAGCUGCUGGCUUACCACGUGAUCUUGCAUUAAGUCUAGCUUCUCAGACUGUACUAGGAGCAGCAUCAAUGGUCACCCAAACUGGGAAGCACCCAGGGCAGCUCAAGGAUGAUGUUACUUCUCCUGGUGGGACAACAAUUGCUGGCGUUCAUGAGUUGGAAAAAGGUGGGUUCCGUGGAACACUUAUGAAUGCUGUUGUUGCUGCUGCUAAGCGUAGCCGAGAGCUUUCCUAGAUCCAGAUGAGGAUUCCACUUUAUUAAGUGUUGAUUUCAGUAGAACUCUAUUUUUUUUUAAAUAUUAUGCGAAUUUGGGCUCUUCUUUGAGAUGGAUAAAUCCUGCUAGAAUGUUUGGCUAUAGCAACUGUCUUUCAUUUUUUUAGAGAAAAAAUGCUACUAGUAUGAAGGGUUUGGCCAAUUAGCACAGCAUAUGAUAGUCACGAACAAGCAUGUCUAGGGUUGAUGUUUUUUUUACAGAAGAGAAGUAAUAAAAGAACCCUUGACCACUAAA